GAAGCGACAAUGGCUUCCACAAAACGGCAACUCCCAGAACACGAGGUAGUGCAGAAGAAGGUGAAGGAAUCUGAUUCUGAAUGUGAUGCAUCCGUUUCUUCUACGAGGGUUCUUCUAAAUCCUGCCGACUCUGAUUUGGAUUUCAAUAUUGAAGGCAAUGGACUUGUUGGAUAUGGCCUUCAUGACCAAGGGUUUGCUUAUUGUUGGUCUGGUGCCAGAGCUACUGUGGGAAUAACUAGAGGUAGGUAUUGUUUUGGUUGCAAAGUUGUUUCUGAACAGCCAGUUGAUAUGGAGGACACUACCCCUAAGCUGCAACAUGUUUGUCGUCUUGGUAUUUCUAGAGGGGAUGAUAUGGUUGGAAGCCUGGGGGAGUCCAAACACAGCUUUGGAUAUGGUGGCACUGGCAAGUUUUCAAAUGCAGGAAAAUUUUCAAAUUUUGGUGACAUGUUUGGUAUUGGCGAUACAAUAGUUUGUUGUGUUGAUCUUGAAAACAAACCAUUGGCUUCUGGUUUCUCCAAGAAUGGUAAAUGGUUGGGUACUGCAAUGCAAUUUGAUGCUGCUCCUUUAGGUCUUGGAGUGUCAGAUUCUCCUUUACGGGGUUUGCAAUGGGAAUCAGCACUUUUUCCACAUGUGCUGUUAAAGAAUGUUGUGGUCCAGAUGCAGUUCAGUGCUGAAGAUGGACUUGUCCCUAUAGAAGGGUUCAAACCUUGGGCCUCAUCCAUUGACAAUAGAAACAUGGUUAUGGGACCUACUUUUUCUGAUCCAAGGGAUUGUGAAGUGAUAAUGAUGGUGAGGCUACCUGCAUCAGGCAAGACUACAUGGGCAGAAAAAUGGGUAAAAGAUCACCCAGAGAAGCAUUAUGUUUUGCUUGGGACAAACUCAAUUCUUGAUCAGAUGAAGGUACCUGGACUGUUGCGGAAAAACAACUAUGGUGAAAGAUUUGAUCGUUUGAUGGAUAGGGCAACUGGAAUCUUCAAUACAGUGCUAUCCAGAGCAGCUAAUAUUCCUCACAAUUAUAUAAUUGACCAGACCAAUGUGUACAAAAGCGCACGUAAACCUAAGCUGAAGCCAUUUGCUGACUAUCAGAAGAUUGUUGUUGUAGUAUUCCCGAAGCCAGAAGAGCUCAAGAGACGGUCUGAAAAAAGAUUUAAAGAAAUGGGGAAAGAAGUGCCACUUGAUGCUUUAAAUAACAUGAUAGCUAAUUAUGUUCUCCCUAAAUGCAAGGAUAUGCCUCGCUCAGAUGAGCUUUUUGAUCAGGUUAUGUUCGUAGAGCUGAACCGAGAUGAGUCUCAGAAAUAUUUGGAUCAGAUGAAGCAGGAUCUUGCAUCUAUAUCUAACAAUAACUCAUCAACAUCAUCCUGCGGGAGUUCUUUUCAGUCUUUUUCUGGAUCUCCUUUGCAAAACCAAGGAAGUUUGACAGGCAGUGGUAUUCAUGGACGAGGCUCUUAUUAUCCUCUCCCUCAAUCCAACUAUGGGAUGCCUAGUCAAAUUCAAUUUCUCUUGUUGAUUUUCUUCUCUAUCGCCGAAUCACAAACCAGAGCUUGAAUGCAGCAUUUACUUUCGUUUUUGAAGAUUCUAUGGAUUUAUCACCGAUCUCUAGGAUCUCAGAUUCAAAUCAACAACACAGGUGAUUGAAAGCAAAGGUAUGCCUGUUUUAUAGAUUUUUAUACUUUCUUUAUCUGAUUGCUGGAAAGAUGGAAAGGAAAAAAAUGACCAAAAUGCCUAUUUUAAAAUUUUCUCAUGUUGAUCAGUCACUAACCUUCUCGAUUUCUAACAAAAUAUUCAGAAUCCCUAACUGGUAAGUGUUCAUUCGUCACUCAUUUUUAUUAUAAAUUUCUACUUUUUUAUUUUAUUUGAAAUUCUUAGCAUAUUAGAUAAGAGAGAGAGAGAGAAGAGGGAAAUUGAUUGGUAACCCCAGUGGAAGCCAUUUGUGUUGGGCUAGUGUUGAAAGUUCUUGUGUUGCUGUUUAGGGCCAUGGCUUGGAGUUGGAGAUGUAGCUGUGUGGUCUUAGUUGCUGUAAUGCUUCUGCCACUUAUGGCUUCUGCGGGUUCUAUUGUGAAGAACCUACCGGGCUAUAAUGGUGACCUUCCAUUCAAGCUUGAAACUGGGUGAAUUCAUUUCUUCUUCUAUUGUCAAGACUAUUUUGUCACACUGUUCAUGCUUAUUUAUCGGAAUGCCAUGUCCCAAACAUUUAUACAAGAAGCUAAAUAAAAAAGACAAAAAAAAAAAUGAGAAGCCAAUAGUUUUAAGACUUGGGAACUGUGACCUUGCUCACUUUAUUUCAAUGCCAUCUUAUCUCAAGGAGAUGAAAAGUACAAGGAGAAGGUUAGUAUUGAGGAAUUCCUUUUCCCCGCUAUUUCUUAGUAACAGAUAACUUUUUCUGCUUCUGAUUAUUUAGCAACUUCCUUUAUGUUAUGAAAAUACAUCUGGCUUAGCCUUUUGCAUAUGUUUAUUGCUAUUGCACUCUAUCUCAUUGAAAAUGGUUCAGUCAGUGAUUCAAUACAUAGACUAAAGGAAUCUCAGUGAAGUGACCUUUCAUUUUGUUGCUGCAGGAUGUUACUGUCAUUUUUAGGAGGAGAGGUGGGGAUGAUCUUGAACAAAGUCAUACUAAAUGGGUGGAAACUGUAAAAUUGGCGCCAGAUAUCAUUAACAUGAACUUUACACCCAUUGUUUCUCUUCUUGAAGGAGUGCCUGGUGUAAAGCAUUUGGCCCGUGCUAUUGAUCUAUAUCUGGAGUAUUCUUGAGUGGGUAAGUUUUCACUUACCAAAAUGGCAUUAGUGCUUGUGGAUAAUGGUUACACUGGGACACUGGGAAGGAAAAGGAUUGUGGUUUACAACAAUGGGGAAGCUUCUCCUCCAUUGACUCCGUUGAAGAGAAUGUCAGUGGCAAAAUCACUCUGAACUCUGAAAGCUCUUCCCUCGAAACUCUUCCUUAAGACAUUCUGAUAAAGGUGUUGUGUGGUGUGGACCAUGAAGAUUUGAAGCAGCUUUUUCAUGUCUCCAAAACGAUUAGAAAAGCAACUCUGAUUGCGAAGCAGCAUUUUGACUAUUUAACACCGAAGAAGAAAAUUUUGGCUUUU
Molecule: messenger RNA, 3079 nt
Organism: Gastrolobium bilobum
Lineage: Eukaryota; Viridiplantae; Streptophyta; Magnoliopsida; Fabales; Fabaceae
Molecular function (GO): protein binding
Source: RefSeq, a predicted model, not a curated record